This is a messenger RNA of Megalops cyprinoides (Indo-Pacific tarpon), 5331 nucleotides long. Its product is annotated as interferon-induced very large GTPase 1-like. Gene Ontology annotation, molecular function: GTP binding. NCBI's taxonomy places the organism in Eukaryota, Metazoa, Chordata, Actinopteri, Elopiformes, Megalopidae. The record is from RefSeq and is a predicted model, not a curated record. The coding region runs from base 1 to 5331 and encodes 1776 amino acids. The transcript is spliced from 5 exons.
AUGGUGCUGAUUGGAAGCAGGAGAUCUGUGAGGAGAGGGUCUGGAAACAUCCUGCUGGGCAGAGAAGACUCUCCACCCGAUGCCAGUGAGCCCUCACAGAAAACAGCUAGGAGGUGUGAGGUGUCUGCUCGCUGCUUCUCUGUGAUUGACAUGAUGGGUUCAUUGGAUGCUGAGCUUUCACAGGACACAGCCGAUCAUCACAUGCACCGCUGUGCGUCUCUGUGUGAGGAGGGAAUCCACGCCUUCCUCCUGGCUGUACCCCUAGGUGCGCUCACAGAUGAAGACAAGGCUGGAAUGGAGUGGCUCCGAAGAUCAUUUGGAGAAAGAGCCCUGGCCUUCACCAUGAUCCUCUUCACCUAUGAGAGGGAGGAGGAACAAGACACCAUUGUGGACGAUCUGAAGAACAAUACUGUUCUGGAACAGCUUCUUGAGAAGUGUGGAGGCAGGUACCACACCUGCAGCAAUGCUAUGAGCAAUCCAUCUGAGAUUGCUGUACUGCUGGAGAGGAUAGACAGCAUGCUGUCAGAAAACACACAGAGGUGCUAUACUUGGGACAUGUGCAACAUAGAGAAAAGAGAGAAGGAGCAAUCGCCACCUCCAGUUGAGCACUGCAGUGAACCAGAUGGAGGGAAACCUGUAUCAGGAGAUAAUGGAGAACAUUCAGACAACAAUGAACUUGAAGACAAGGCUAUGCUGAGUGAAAGUCACGAGCCAUUGGAAGAACUAUCAAAGACACGGCACAAGGACACAGAGGUGGAAGAGCUGAUGCACAGACUUCACCUUGAAGAUAAGCAUCACGCUAAACUAACAACAGCCGAUUUUCUCACAAUCAGUUCCUUGUCACUCCACCAACAUGAGCCCCAGGAAGAGAAGGAACUAGCUUUUGCUUUUUUGCAGAAGUUGUUGAUGCUGGACUACAGAGCCAGAUACACUACCAUCAAACAUGAGAUCCAUGGAAACGCAAACAUUGCUUCUGAGACUGUAGGAGCAGAAGAGAGUGCUUUUAAUGCUCUUUUCAGUAAAAACCCCCCAACUGAUAAUCAGGCAGAUAAAAACACCCACAUUCACCCAAUGGAUAUUCAAAUGGCUGUGUUUCAUUGUGCAGACAGCUUCCUUAAGCAGUACAUGGUUACUAAGCUGUCCUUGUGUCAAUAUGCUCUACCGCUGCUGGUGCCCAAUCCUUUCACUCCAGAAAUUGAGUGCCCUCUCUGGACAUUUCGGCAGAUUACCAAGAGCUGGAAGUCUACUGAUGUAGACAAUGUAGUUACCAGCAGAUGCAUGCCCAUAUACAAAGCAGAGACGCCAAUGGUAUUUGCCUUCAGGCUUGGUUCUGUGUCUUGCUCCAAGUCUCAGCUGUUGAAUGGCCUGUUCAACCAACGGCACAGCACCUUCUUCCACAGGCACUGCCCAGGCAGCAGCAAAAAACGUCUGUUGAUGGAUGGAGUUGUGGAGAUUGCUUGGUAUUGUCCUGCUGGGAAGCCAACUGACAAUUUUGAGAACUGUAUUGCGUUCUGUAAUCUCCAUGGUGAUGCAGAAGACAGUGAGAAACAGAGAGAGGUACUGACUAGGGCUGCUUCAGUCAACAUUGUGCUGUUACCAGGUCUCAGUCAGGAGGACAGAAGGAUGGGUAUUGUGGAGGAGCUAUUCCACUCUCCCAAACCUCUAAUAUGCCUCCUUGCUGAGGAUAAUAGUGCUGUGACUCAGGUAUCACCAGGAAAGUUUAAAAUGGGCUUAAAAGACAGAAAUCAAUCUGACAUAUCAGAGGAACUGACAAAGACCAUUAGAGGCAGUAUGUCCAAAUCGUGUCAGCGCUUCAAACUCAUGGAUGUGGCAAAACACUUCAGAGCAGAUGAAGAUGAUGAGGAUUGCCGUAAAGGAAUGGAAUGUGCUCUGAAGAUGAAGAAGUUAUUUGAGGGUAUAGCACCUUACAAAAUCAAAGAGAAGUUCUUGCCUUGUCAGGGAAAACUGUGGCAUGAUUGGUGUCAGAAAAACAAAGACCUUUACCGUUUACAAGGAAACGUUGAGAAGCACAAAAGUAGCAUACAAGAAGACAUGAAAGAAAUACGAAGACAGCAAAGAGAGUCUGGCCAGAGUGACUUGAUGAAGUUAUUUGUUGGAAAUUUGCUCUCACUGACAUCAGACCAGAGAACGUACUUCCUCAAAUGGGUUGGGAUCCUUUUGGAUGACUGUUCCUCUGACAAACUGUCCGAUCUUCACCACAACAGACAAAAGGAGCUGGAACACAUCUCAGAGCAGCUGAAUGCUGCAACAUUCGGCCUGGAGCACAUCCUGAGAGAAAUGGGUCAGAUUUAUGAAUCUUGGCAAUGUCAGCCUGGAAGAAGCAAGCCAAAGCUGAAUAUUACCGCUUUCCCAGAAAUGGCUGCAGAGAUCAUGAUAUCAGGAUAUCCAGUUGAACUGAUGGAUGGUGAUGCAGCACACGUUCCUUUGAGGUGGAUAGAUGCUGUUCUGGAUAAAGUAAUUGAGAAACUAGGAGACAAGAGAGUCUUUGUGCUGUCAGUUUUGGGUAUUCAGAGCACUGGAAAAUCCACAAUGCUAAACGCAAUGUUUGGACUGCAGUUUGCAGUGAGCGCUGGUCGGUGCACUCGUGGUGCCUUCAUGCAACUAGUCAGUCUAUCAGAAGAGAUGACAGCAAAGCUAAAUUUCGACUAUGUCCUUGUGGUUGAUACAGAGGGCCUUCGAGCUUUAGAGCUUGCCGGCAAAGCAACACUGCAUCAUGACAAUGAAUUAGCAACGUUUGUCAUUGGCGUUGGAAAUAUGACCUUGAUCAAUAUAUUUGGGGAAAACCCUGCGGAAAUGCAAGACAUUCUUCAGAUUGCUGUUCAGGCCUUCCUGAGAAUGAAGAAGGUGAAGCUGUCUCCCAGCUGUGUGUUUGUUCAUCAGAAUGUUGGAGACAUCACAGCUGGAGAGAAGAACAUGGAAGGAAAGAGGCGCCUGCAGGAGAAACUGGAUGAUAUGACUCGAUUAGCAGCCAAAGAAGAGAUGUGUGAUGUGGAGUGUUUCAGCGAUGUCAUUGCGUUUGACAUACAAAGAGAUGUCAAGUACUUUGCACAGCUUUGGGAAGGAAGUCCACCAAUGGCCCCUCCAAACCCAUGUUACAGUGAGAGCAUUCAGGACCUCAAGAAGACCAUUCUCUCUAAGAGUUCAAAGCCAGGAGGUGUGACGCUUUCACAGUUCAAAAGAAGGAUCCAUGAUCUCUGGAAUGCACUGCUAAACGAAAACUUUGUUUUCAGUUUCAAAAAUACAUUGGAAAUUGCAGCGUACAGAAAACUUGAAGUCCAGUAUACAGAAUGGACAUGGAAGCUCAGGAGUGCUAUGCUGCACAUUGAAAACAAACUCCAAAACAGAAUUGAUAAUGAAAAACUGGAAACUGUUGAGACAAAUUUCCUCAUGCAGGGAAUAAAAGGAUGUUAUGAAGAUGUUGAAAAAUCGAUGAAACAAUAUUUCAAAGAUGACAGAGACAAAGAGGUCUUAGUUCAGUGGAGAGGAAAAUUUGAGUACAAGAUUAAGGAACUUCGUGAUGAUCUUGUUAAGGGAACAAAAAGAAAGCUGGAGGAGGUUGCUCAGCAGAAAGCAGCUCGUAAAAAUUUAGAUGAAAAGAGAACACAGUAUGAAAACAUGCUCUUCAACAAGAGCAAGGAGCUGGCCAUAAACCUGAAACACAAGGCCAAAGAUGAAAAGGAACUGAAGAGAGAAUUUGAUUCUGUGUGGAAGGUAUGGGUUUCAGAUUUGACCAAAGGCACAACCUCCAUUACAGACAAAAACAUCUGGGAUGAUGUGCAGCGUAUCCUGACUGAAGUUCAUGAAUGUUCUCUUGUCUACAAUCAAAUGGAAUGUGCCUCUUUCAAGGACAUAUGUCAUAAAGGAGAUUAUUCACAGUACGUGUCACUGAAAAAGCAUCACGAUCUCAGCAACACAAGAGAAGUUUCUGAAGAUGCUUCAGCAGAGUCAAUUAGAGGCUUAAUCCAAGACAUUGAGAGACACACUGAGAUCCUUGUUAAAGAAAAACCUGUUGCAGAGAUGGGUUACAAUGACAGUUACAUUCAAGAAGUUUUGAAUUAUGUCCAAAGGAGAGUGAAGGAGUUUGAAUCAAAAUCUACAAGAUAUGCGUUCAAAAAAGAAUUCAUGGUGGAUCUUUCACUAUACAUGUGUGUUAUUGCAGAGAGGACAUUUUCUGAGCAUCACAGAGCAUUCAGAAAGGCCAAUGAUGCACUAGCUUACCUUGAGGACAAAAAGUCUCAGUACUAUAGAAUCUUCCGGAGUUACUGCCAAGGUGCUACAUCAACCACUGUGUUUGCUGACUUCAUUUGCAGCAAACUGAAGCCAUCCAUUCUGCUGUCUGUCUAUGACAAAACUGCCAUCAAUGUUGCAGAAGAAAUGAGGGCCAGUUUCCCGGCAUUCAGUGGAAAUAGAUCUAACCUUGAGAAACACAUCCUACGGUCACUGGCUGAAGAAGAGAACUUCAACAAUUUCAUGGCUUACAUUCACAAUCCAAGGAAAUAUUUUCAACAGUUUAUAUCAAAUGCUGUGAAUAAGUACUUGUUCGAAGGUAAGAGUUCCAGAAUUCUCACCAUGAUCAAAAACAACAUUAAACUGAAGCAGCACUGUGUAGAGCGUGCAGCAGAGACAGCAACUGCACAUGUUAAACGUGAAUGUGCCGAUAUCCAUAUGUGGCUGAAGAGUUUUUCUAAUGCACUCACAGAUGAACUGAAAUUUACAGAGAGUGGCCUAAAGGGCAUUGACUAUCGAGACAUCACCAACUUUGAUUUCCUUUUGGAAAGACUUACAGAAGGCAUGGCUAAAGUCAUUUCAGAGUUAAAUGAAGUGUCUUCCGUCAAUGUGGAGAUGUUCCGGGAGAAGCCUGAUGAGAUUUUGAUCAGACAGUUGUGCAGGUGCUGCUGGGUGCAGUGUCCCUUCUGCAAAGCCAUCUGCACCAACACAAUGGAGGGGCACCCUGGGGAUCACAGUGUACCUUUCCACCGCACAAAUGGAAUCAACGGAUGGAAAUACAGGGGAACAAAGUAUCUGUGUAUCAGUUUUUGCACAACUUCAGUUGCAAGUGAUAAGUCCUUUUGGUCAUCAGAUGAGAAGUUUCCUUACAAAAAAUACAGAGAAGCUGGUCCAAAGUAUGCCUGCUGGAGCAUCACUCCUGAUCACUCUGAGCUGCCGUACUGGAAAUGGUUUGUGUGCAGAUUUCAAAAGGACUUGGAAGGAUAUUACAAGAAAACAUUCCAGGGAAGUGGUGAAAUUCCCACUGCAUGGAGGAAUUUCAAAAAAGAGGAUGCCCUCAAGAGCUUAGAUGAGCUCAUAUAG